CGCUCCAUAGUCCCCGCAGCGCUCCGCCCAGCUUUUCUGGUCCUGGUUCUGCUAGUUAGCUGCGUGUGGCCUCGAUCAAAAUCCAUUUCUGCAGCAGAGCGGCGCUAUGUUUGAAGCACGGAUCGCACAGGGUGGAUUGCUGAAGAAGGUGGUGGAGGCCAUCAAGGACCUCAUCGAGGAUGCCAACUUCGACUGCAACAACAGCGGCUUCAGCCUGCAGGCGAUGGACUCCAGCCAUGUCAGCCUGGUGGCGCUGUCCUUGCGAGCAGACGGCUUCGAGCACUACCGCUGCGAUCGGAACGUCAGCAUGGGCAUGAAGCUGGCCAACCUGUCCAAGAUCCUGAAGUGCGCGGGCAACGAGGACGCCAUCACCAUGAAGAGCGAGGACAACGGCGACACCAUCACCUUCAUGUUCGAGACGCCCAACCAGGAGCGGCUCAGCGAGUUUGACCUGAAGCUGAUGGACAUUGACAGCGAGCACCUGGGCAUCCCGGAGGCGGAGUACGACGCCACCGUGAAGCUGCCGGCGGGCGAGUUCCAGCGGAUAGUCAAGGACCUGUCGUCCAUCGGGGACACGGUGGAGAUCAGCGUGACCAAGGAUGCCGUCAAGUUUGGCACCACCGGAGACAUCGGCUCCGCCAACAUUAUGUGCAGGCAGAACAAGAGCGUGGACAAGCCCGAGGAGAGCACCGAGAUUGACAUCAACGAACCAGUGGCCCUCACCUUUGCCCUGCGAUACCUCAACUCCUUUGCUAAGGCCACGCCGCUGUCCACCCACGUGGUGCUGAAGCUGUCCAAGGAUCUGCCCAUUGUGGUGGAGUACCAUGUGCCCGAUGUGGGCCGCCUCGGCUUCUACUUGGCUCCCAAGGUGGAGGAGGAGGAGAUGCAGGACUGAAUUCACUGCUGCACCUGGGCUCAGGCCACGGGCAGGCUGGAAAGCAGCAUGAACACGCCGGCGCUGAGGCGCGGUCAUGACAGAGGAUGGGGGGGGCGGGCGCCCGGGAACACGCCGCAUUGUAUUGUUAAGCAGCUGCUGCACGGUUGCCUCCCUGCCUCGCGUGUAACCGAAUUCCUUGUG
Molecule: messenger RNA, 1078 nt
Organism: Chlorella variabilis
Lineage: Eukaryota; Viridiplantae; Chlorophyta; Trebouxiophyceae; Chlorellales; Chlorellaceae
Exons: 7
Coding region: 107-895 (262 amino acids)
Biological process (GO): regulation of DNA replication; mismatch repair; leading strand elongation
Cellular component (GO): PCNA complex
Molecular function (GO): DNA polymerase processivity factor activity; DNA binding
Source: RefSeq, a predicted model, not a curated record